UCGGCGUUCCAUAGGACGUCACAGUAAACAACGACGUGCACAAUAACAACCUCGCUUAAAAAAACCCCAAACAAACACACAUACAACUAAAGGUAUAAACUCUAGGGGUGUGACCUCAUUUCCUCAGAGGGGUUUCCGGUUUUUCACGCCUAACCUAGUGGUAACUUACAGGUCCAGUAGCGCUAAACUAAAAGCAUUGAACUGCAGAAAUCGAGGUGAACACUAUGAUGGAGACACCGAGCUACAGUCUGAUCAUCCUCCUCAUGUGUCUCAUGAAGGUUGGAGAAAUACAAGCACAAUGUAUGAGACCCAGCGUUGGGGGAAACAGGGUUCUCACUGAAGAAUCAGGCCAAGAUACUUUCCCUGAUGGAGCUACUGCAACAUUCAAAUGUGCAACUGGUUAUAGAACGGUGUCAGGAAGUCCCAAGAUCACCUGCAAAGGACAACAGUGGACCGAUCUAGAGCUUCAGUGCACUAAAAAGUCCUGUGGGAGUCUGCCUGACGUGACCAAUGGAAGGUAUUUGACUCCAGAUGGAAUUGAGUAUGGUGCAACAGCUACUGUACAAUGUGAGAAAGGAUUUAUGAAUACUGUAGCAUCUAAUACUAGAAAUUGUAGAGAAGAUGGUUGGGAUGGGAGAGACGCAGUGUGUGAAGUGGUGAAAUGUUUAAAACCUCUCGCUAUACUGAAUGGAAUGUUUGACCCUGAGGAAGACUCCUAUGACUAUACCCAAGCAGUCACCUACUCUUGUAAUAAAGAUUACACUCUUAUUGGAUCAGAAGUAAUAUCCUGUAUUGAAAAUGGAACCUUUCAUCCUUCUCCUCCUCAAUGUUUAUUAAUCAAGUGUGAUGCACCUAAAGUUGAUAAUGCAGUUAGAAUUGAAGGCAAAUCACCACCUUACAGUUAUAAUAAUUUUCUCCGGUACAAGUGUAAAGAAGGCUACAGAAUGGAAGGGUCAGCCUACCUGAAAUGUGACGUAAAUGGAUGGAAUCCUCCUCCUCCAGUGUGCAUUGAUGCAACCUCAAAUCCAACCUCAGAUACAAACUUGGAUCGAGGCGCAGAUAGCACCCUUGCACCCCCAUUGAAUAACCACAAUCGGAACAUCGGGAUUGGGAUUGGGGUUGUGGCUGCCAUUCUGGUGAUCGGCGGAGGCGUAUUGUAUUUCCUGAAGAAACGAUCUCGGUCCCAGGGAACACUAUUUGACUGAUCCUUGCUGUUCUCCUGCUUCCUAUUGGUGUGUAUGUUUUCCUGCAGAGCUGAUGGACAUCUAGGAAUGAACAGAGAUCCUGUUACUUCAUUUCUUUUUGGAGAUUAGCAGAUUGUGUGCUUUGGUCUUAGGACAGGGGUUCCCAACCAUUUUAACAACUGUAACCUAUAAUAUACAAACAUAUCUAUCUGUCUGUGUUAUCUAUAUCUAUAGAAAGCAAGAGAGAUCGAUAGAAAGAAAGAUUGGGGGUGAUGAAGUAGGGGUGUGAUCACUGCAGAUUUGUAGUCUGUUGUAGUCUGUAAUAAUUAUUUAAAAAAAUCCAUCUUUGGUGGAGACGAUGAUUAUGGGAGAUGCCUCAUUAAUAUCGUAUCUCACAUCACACAUUUGCACUGAUGCAUUAUGUAAACAUAUGAAUGUAAAGAGCAAAACCAGAGACAUUGGUUGUUCUGAAAGUUUAUUUCCCAAUACUUCCCAAUUCAUCGAGUCUUUUCCUUGCCACUGGAAAGUGUAAUGCCCUCACAGCCCCAUUGUUGUCGCCCAAUGGUUGGGAACCUCUGCUUUACGAUAUUCUGUGGCUGCUAAUUUAAGCUAGGAGUAUUAAUUAAUAUUAAAAAAAAUUUAAACGGUGUGGGUGCUUAAGCCAUAUGUCUUCUACUGUUAACUAAAACACUUCCUACUCUACUGCGUAGAUCAAACAAAAAAUAUAAUUAUACAAACUGAUUUGGCGUAGUAUCUGAUUCAUAAAAACUGCACGAAUUAGGAUUCAGUGUUUAUAAGUUCUGUGUUUAACACUGCCUUGCAUAUAAUAUUCACUUACAAGAGUUGCUCACAAGAGCUAACAGCUAAUCAUGUUAAUCUGACAGUUUGGGCUCUGUUCCUAUUUUAUCAACAGACCAAAUCUUUACCUUUUGGCUUGUAUUACAUGGGACAAAAGAAACGAGGAAAUGUUAGCAGGAUGUUCUGGUUCAGAGAUUUGUCUGUCUCUUGGAUUUGUAAUGUUUUCAUCUUCAUUCAUGUUCACAAAACCCAGUUACUCAAUAUACCAUUGUUCAUUUGGAGAAUGUGCUGCCUACCUUGUGCCUGCUGCAUCUAAAUUGUACACAUUAAGAGCGCCUGUGCCACCGUGUACCGCAGCUGUAUGUAAUGUGACGACGAUGUUUUAUCAGUAAACAUGACUGGUAGCUGUAGAGCGCACACUAAACAAUUAUCACAGUCUAGAUCUGCUAAAUAAAAUUCAAACAAAAAUCUACUUGCUACUUAGCAAGUGAACUCCCUGACUAUAAUUUAAUAGUCUUUAAAAAUCUUUUAUAAUAUUUAUAAGACUAAAGAUUAUGUCUGAGACUUGACUGUUACUAGAAAAUAUUUGUAAAGAAGGUAGAAGAUGUGUAGUGAGUUUGAUUUUGUUAAUAUAACUGGAACAAAGAUGUCCAAAGCCUUAAUUUAAUCCAGGACAGAUUCAAGACCAUUUCUUUGUGUUCUUUUAAGCAGGAACUGUAUAGAUAAAUGGUUUUCUUUCUUUUUGAUGCUGCACUCAACUGAGCAUAGCAUCGAAGCUAGCGUGUAGAUUUUAGAUUGAUGCUUCUUGGUGUAUAUUUUUGGUUUAUGCUAAUGUUUGAGCAGGCAAAACAGCUUGUGAUCCUACAUUUUUGAUUACUUGCUAGAAUUUAGUGUUGUAUUUAUUUGUAAUUGUUAGUUAACACUUUUUUCAACUACUUUUGUGUUUUAGGGUUUUUAGAUAUAAUGGUUUGGCCCUUGUGGUACAGAAUCCCUGCUAGAGUGAGAUGCAAUCUCACGUGUGUGUGUGGAAUUCUGUGUGAAAUAAAAUACCUAGACUUCACAACAUACAGAAACUGGUACCACUUACGCUUUUUCGAUUGUGUUUUAUUCUGAAAAAAGCAGACUUCGCACCAGCUGUGAAUGUAAUUCCACUGAAAUGCAGUCACUGUACAAUCACAGUCACACACAGUAUACAAUACAUGAUGUGUCAUGGCGCGUUCAUGUUCACAGAUCAUUCAUGUUUCAAUUAACCAACAAAUUCUCCAGGAAAGCUUCAUCAUCAUUAGUGUGAAAACAUCAUAGAUCAAAAUUAAUAAAAAAUAAUAAACAUUUAUGACCGCUUCAAAUCCUUCCAGUUUUAAAUUGCAGUACUAAAAUCAGAAAAUCAAUCAUCCUGUAAUCUGGGCUGCAUCGAAUAAGGCUGUGUAAAUAUCUAAAAAUGAAAACCUUUUGAGAAGUGAUUGUUUUUUUCCUCCUUUGUUCAGAGCAAGCUUGUCGAAUGUUGGAAAAAGAAAAUUGUGUACACAGCCAAAUUUGCAUUAAAAUAUAUUCUUGCAAGCAUGCAGUCUUCACCCAAUAAACUGUGUUUGUCUUCUUGUA
Messenger RNA from Ictalurus punctatus (channel catfish), 3581 nucleotides. RefSeq names its product C4b-binding protein alpha chain. The transcript is spliced from 12 exons. The record is from RefSeq and is a predicted model, not a curated record. Bases 225 to 1205 code for a protein of 326 amino acids. Lineage: Eukaryota; Metazoa; Chordata; Actinopteri; Siluriformes; Ictaluridae.